This is a messenger RNA of Porites evermanni, 414 nucleotides long. Lineage: Eukaryota; Metazoa; Cnidaria; Anthozoa; Scleractinia; Poritidae. The record is from the annotation of a GenBank genome assembly.
AUGAUUGUUCCCCUGAUCCAGCCGGCAGUCACCUCUGCAAGUGCCAAACUUUUCAUCAAGAUGAACGUUGGCUUGGAAACAACAUUUGGUGCAGGAGAGAGCGAUCCUUCAUUUGAUAUUUCUGAUGGCAGUCGCUUUAUUGGCAUGCUUACUCUUGACAAAAAUAACUACAAUGGUGUCGCUCCUUGUCUUGGCAUCGAGGGAGCCAGCGGACCAACUAUGAGUCACCGCCAUUCAGAUGCUUGUCUCCCCAAACCAUCUGAGUCCUACUAUCCCGGACGAUUUGAGAUCCAGUUGAGCCUGUCUGACCGGUGGGGAACCUGUUUUGUCCCGUUAGACGGAGGCUUCAGCAGAGGGAUACCAGAACAAGCUGAAUCCUCGCAAAGGCCUGUUCUUGGAGAUUUAUGGCGAUGA